GGUGGCGGAAGUAGAGACUGGAGAAUGUCAAGGGUCCCUGGCACGCCGCAAAGGGCACCGCGCUCCUCCUCUUCCUCCGCCCCCGGGAAACUGCGGACGUGCGCACGUGCCGCCCAGCACAGGCUCCUCCCCCUCCCGCCCCCGGACGUCGAGCGGCCUGGCGGCUGCUUUCCUCUCCGCCUGCAGAGAUGGCUCUCGACCCCUCAGGUACGGGGCGAACAGCAGGGGUGUCUGAAGAGUCUCAGACCAGAGCAACAUCUCAGACAUGUUGAAAAAGAUGUUUUGAUUCCUAAAAUAAUGAGAGAAAAGGCCCGUGAGAGAUGCUCUGAGCAAGUUCAAGAUUUUACCAGAUGUUGCAAAGACUCUGGAUUGCUUAUGGUAGUAAAAUGCCAGAAAGAAAAUGCUUCACUGAAAGAAUGUCUAACUUCCUAUUAUAACGACCCAGCCUUUUAUGAAGAAUGCAAAAUGGAAUACCUGAAGGAAAGGGAAGAAUUCAGAAAAACUGGAAUUCCUACUAAGAGAAAGCUACAGAAGCUUCCCACAAGCAUGUAAUUAAGUGCCAACUAAACAUACUGAAAUCUCCAGCACAGUCUUACUUUGGUAUAACAGAAAAUGUAAGUACAACUGACCUCUCUGCAUUCAAAUAACCAUUGUCACCUCUUAAAACUAUUAGUGUAAAUUUAGCAACAAGGAAAUCAACAAACAUGUCGAUUCAUUUUUUAUUUAACCAUAAACUUCAGUAGUUAUAUUCUUGAUACCUAAAUCUCAUAUCCUAAGUAGAAAGCAACAGAUAAUAUAAUUCCAUUCACUCAGGCUAUCAUUCUUUCAAUAAAAGCCAUGGAAGAAACUUUA
Messenger RNA from Erinaceus europaeus (western European hedgehog), 852 nucleotides. It is a transcript of the gene CMC1, whose product is annotated as C-X9-C motif containing 1. The transcript has 5 exons. The record is from RefSeq and is a predicted model, not a curated record. Gene Ontology annotation, cellular component: mitochondrion. NCBI's taxonomy places the organism in Eukaryota, Metazoa, Chordata, Mammalia, Eulipotyphla, Erinaceidae. The coding region runs from base 25 to 552 and encodes 175 amino acids.